ACAGCUGAGCUUACUUCUUAUUUCAGACGGCUUCGUGCACGUCUCCCGGAAAUCCUGUGAAAUUCAUCCAAUCAGAUGAUGACUUCGAACGUGCUGAAGUGUUUCCAGAAAAUUGUGCUUUAUGCAUCAGACUUUUUUUAUGGAUCAGACUUUUAUCUGGUUUAUGUUCCGUGGGCGUGAGGUCUGAGGCUGACUCUACCAAUUCAUAGACUGCGAAUGGAAUGGCCAAAAAACUAAAAAUAAGUAUUUGCUAAUCAACAGCGUUAGGUUACGUGACUGGAUGUUCAAUGAAGGAAACAAAGCAGCGUUAGCAAUUUGUUUUUCUUUAUUUAAAGCCCUGUUUUCACGAAUUUAAGCAAUGACAUGAAACUAGCUACGCAGUCGUAGUUCGUGAAUACUGUUCACUGAGCGAAUGUACCAGCUCGCACUUGCUACAGCUCCAGGGAGGCGUCGUCGUAGUAACCGUCACAUACCCGGAACACACAUCGCAGCCAAUCAUUGCGCAGAAUACACACACUUGGCUGAUGACACCCUUGCAAUAUGGAGGCUCUGAAAGCCGUGUGUGACUUUGGGAGUAAGAAAUGUGGCAAUCGAUCAAGUGUGUAAGAUAACGCGAUUGUUUAAAUGUUGUUUGGGCGUUGAAUCAGCGGCAGCAGUAGUUGACACAACUGUGGGUUUAGAUCUGUUUCAGUUUUGUACUGUAUGACUGUUCCUCAGAAGGUCCUGCAAGUGAAACAUUCACUGACAGCUAACGUACUGUAACGUUACUUCUUCUAGUGUCUUUUUAGUAAGUUAUACUGCAACCGAAAGUGAAGUGUGCAGUUUGUGCAAAGUGUUUCUCUAUAUAAAUGCGCCUUCGUAUCAGCUUAAUGUGAAAGACUUGAUGAUGCUGACACUUGAGAGAGUGCUCUGGGUGCAUUGACUGGGGUGUCAUGGUCCAACCUGCGGGAAAUUUCCGGAAGUUUAGCGUGAAAUUUUGCGUCGACUUUUUGCCUUCCUGAUCGACAUCGCUGUUGAAAUCGGAUUAAAGUGGGCAUCAGUGCGUGGUAGAUACGCAGUUAAAGAUUCAGAUUUACAGGGAUUCUUAGUGUUUAGAGUGAAAAUGCUGCUGUCUCUGGUCGUGCACACGUAUUCAUUGCGUUACUGGCUCCCGGCGGCCGUGAUGCUAGGCACCGCUCCCGCUUACCUGCUGUCCUGGAGCGCCUGGAGGCUGCUGUCCGUCCUCCUGCCCUCCAGACUCUAUCACACUGUGGAUGAUCGGGCGUAUUCAUUCUAUCAGAGCAUGGUCCUGUUCUUCUUUGAGAAUUACACGGGCGUGGAGAUAAUAAUUUAUGGGGACGACAUACCAAAGAAAACAGAGAAUGUUGUUUACCUGUCCAACCAUCAGUCGACAUCUGACUGGAUUAUAGCUGACGUGUUGGCCAUUCGUCAAAAUGCACUAGGACAUGUAAGAUACGUACUGAAAGAUGGUCUAAAGUGGCUACCGCUGUACGGGUGGUAUUUCUCACAGCAUGGAGGAGUGUAUGUCAAGAAGAGUGCCAGAUUUGAUGAGAAUGCCAUGAAGAAGAAAUUAUCCUCUCAGGCUAAAGUGGGCACACCUAUGUAUCUUGUCAUCUUCCCAGAGGGAACCCGCUACAACCCCGAGUCCAAGAAAGUUGUCAAUGACAGUCAAACUUUUGCAGCCAAAGAAGGACUGGCUGUGCUAAAGCACGUUUUGACUCCAAGAAUGAAAGCAUCACACGUUGCCAUAGAUGCUAUGAAGGAUCACCUGGAUGCCGUGUAUGACAUCACUGUUGCGUACGAGGGAACUCUCACAGCAGAUGGCCAGAGGCGUCCAGCUCCUUCAAUGCCAGAGUUCCUGUGUAUGGAAUGCCGCAGGGUGCACAUCUACUUCAAGCGUUUGGACAUGAGGGAAAUUCCUCAUGAACCUGUGUUCUUCCGCCGGUGGCUGCACGAAAGAUUUGAAAUCAAGGAUCAGCUUCUGACCACUUUCUACGAUUCCGAGGACCCAGAAAAAAGGUCCAGGUUCCCCGGGGAAGGUCGGAGGUCAACACUCAGUCUCUGUAAGACGUUGCCUUCCCUCCUGAUUUUCGGUGGUCUGACUUUACCCAUGCUUUUAACUGAGUCAGGUAGAAAACUCUAUCUCAACACCUGGAUCUAUGGGACUCUGCUGGGAUGGGCUUGGGUCAGCGUACGUCCAUAAGCAGCAAGCCAUAAGAAAAUAUCUUCCUCACGGCUACACCAGCAUUCAGAGAUGUGAGGUUGCUUCUUUGGAAAAGAUUUCAGAUUCAUAGUUUUGAACUUUUGGCUUAUAGCGUAUCAAGAGGUUUAUUUACUGACCAUCUUGUAAUACUCUCCCAGUUGACUGAUGGUAAACUUUAACACCGUGUCUAUGCUGCAAGCAAAGAAUAAACUGCAACAAAAGAAUGUUUUUAUCAGUGACCUCAUUUGCUGGCGGGGAAGCCAGAUUUGUUGGUCAUAGGCUUGUUUGUGGCGUAAACACUGCGUGAUGUUUUUCUAUCAGGAAUGCACCGGUUACAAAAACACAACGCAGAGAGAUCAUUACGUGAAGAUUUCGCUUUUGAUUUCAAAUCUUUUUGUCAUUUUCUGUUUGAAAAGUACAUAUUUUAAACUUGCAGCUUUCCUUUUAGUUUUUGAUGACAGGUGGAGUUCUGAAAAUUAGUAUUUUUUUAUCAAUGUGUUUACAGGCUCGGAGUUCUGUUAGUUCAUGUUGUUGAGUGUCUGUGGAAUGUUUUAUUUUUAUGUGUAAUUGGGGUGAUUUUUGUUGGUUACAAAUGGAGUUAUUUCACAUUGAUUAUCAUUUUUAUUUGAUUUGAUGACAAGACCUGAAAGGUCCAUCAGAUAUGGGCUAUAUUUUGGGCUAUAUUUUGUCAUAGUUUGCACUGUUGCUAAAUAUUUCAGAUUGUUGCCAAACUUGCAGAAGGAAAAAAAAUCUUUCACGAAUUACUCUGCCUCCAGUUGCUAUUAGACUGUAUUCUUUUUUAUUUUUAUUUUUUUCGUUCGUAGAACACCAAAACAGAGGUUGUGAAGAAUCUUUUUUUUUUAUAUAUAACUAAGGUCUAUAGUGUCCAUGACUGUCAAGCUCCAAAAUGUAAUAUAAAUAAUAAAUAUUCACAGUCCUCUAAAGUAUUAUGAUAUAAGAAACAGGCCAAAGUUUGUAAAGGAUAAUCUUUCUCUCUGUCACAUGUUACUCGUACUUUCAUUCAAAUUCAGAAAUGGUUUGGUGGUUUUAUUGACCACUGCUUUAGUUGGAAGGACGAUAAGAUUUAGGAGCUCCGAUAAAUGAAUGAAAAAUGACUCGGAUAGAAUAGAAUUACUAUUAUGAAAUAUUUUUAUUGAGCUUUAAAUCUCAUGGUAAUUACAGUGAGGAAAAAAAUGAUUUGAACCCCUGCUGAUUUUGUAAGUUUGCCUGCUUACAAAGAAAUGAAGGUCUAUAUUUUUUAUGGUGGGUUUAUUUUAACUGAUAGAGACAGAAUAUAGAAAAAUCAGGGGGAACAUUUUUAAUAUAAUGGUUAUAAAUUGAUUUGCAUUUCAGUCAGUGAAAUAAGUAUUUGAUCCCCUACCAACUAGCAAGAAUUCUGGCUCCACAGAUUGGUUGUGUGCAUAUAUGGACCACAGAAUUGACCACAGAGACCAAAAUUGACUACUAGAGAGAGAAAUGUUGACUUAGACCCCAAGAACACCAUCCCUACAGAGAAGCACAGUGUUGGAAACAUUAUGCUUUAGGGCUUUUUAACUCUGCUAUGGGUACAGGAUGACUUCACCGCAUUGAGGGGCUGAGGGACAGGCCAGUGUACCGUAAAGUCUUGGAGGAGAACCUCCUCCCCUUAACUAGAUCACUGAAGAUGGGUCAUGCAUGGGCCUUUAACAUGACAAGGACACAAAACAUAUUGUCAAGACAACCAUAGAGUGGCUUAAGGAGAAGCAUACUAAAUGUCCUAGCCAGUCUGUUGUUCUAUAGAAAAUCUGUGAAGGAGGCUAAAAGUCUUCUUGGUGACAGCCAAGAAACCUUAAAGAUUUACAGUGGAGUGGACCAAAAUGUAUCCUGACAUAUAUGCAAACCUGGUGACCAACUAUCAGAAAUGUCUUAACUCUGUGCUUGCCAACAAGCGUUUCCCUUCAAAGUCCAAGUUCUUCUUUUCUGAAACGCAAUUAAUUUGUAACCUUUAUAUAAAAAUAUUUUUUAUAUUCUGUCUCUUUCAGUUAAAAUAAACCCACAAUAAAAAUGGUAGACCCUUAAUUUCUUUGUAAGCAGGCAAACUUACAAAACCAGCAGGGGAUCAAUGUUCCCUCACUGUAUGUAUUUUUGUUAUAUGGAGAAAAGUACGGUGCGUCGUUUUAUUUAUUUAUUUUUGGUUAAAAAAAUGCGAUUCCUACUUUAAAAUGAACCAGUUAAAUUCAUUUUUAUAUAAAAAACAAAUAGGUUUUGAAUAUUAGAAUUCUAUUGGAAUUUCUUUAUUAAAGCCCACGUAAUAACAGGAAGAAAAGUCUGGGAAAUCUGUCAUGUCGUGCUUUUGGUGUGGACUUUAAUAUCCUAAAACAAACCCCGCAAGUAUAGACACCACCUUGUUUAUGCCUUUCAUGAUGUACAAAUGAAUGAAAUCUUACGCUUUGAUGAUAAUAGACAAGUAAAUAUCAUAAAGUACUGCUGAAGAAUGUAAUGGUAUGGCACUUGGAGCUUCACUCCAUCUAUCUAAUUGCAUCCGUGGGUAAAAAUACGAGUAACCACAUUAAAAAGAUUUGUAGGCUUACAGAAGAUUGUGCUUGCCCAUGGUUUAUACUGUGUGGUUGUGUUAUUUGAAAUACAUUCUGAUGGGAAAAGUAUUUGGAAAAAGUAUUUGGAAAAAGUAUGGAACACUUGAAAAUUAGAAAUGAGUUAAUGCGAUUGAGAUGAAAUAAUGUCUGAGUUAUUUUAUUUAAAACCUUAAAUGGAAUCAAGCCCUUCUUUAUCUAACAAAUACAACUUUUUGGGAUGUAGGAAACUUGACACACAUAUUACCCCCAGCCCCAAAUCUAAGCAUUUGCCAAAAUGUGUGAUUUAAAUAGAAGGCACUUUUUAUUCUUUCAUCGAGUUUAAAUAAAGAUUGCACAAUAUAGAUUACACCUGCCUGCAUGCCAAUAGGCUGUUAGUUUAGAUUCAAAUUAUUCAUUUAUGUUUUCAGAUGAGGGCUAUUUGCUUUUAUAAUAACUGUGUGUCUUCCGUAAUCUAAAUGUAACCAAUAUGGUGUUUUUACAUAAUAAAUUCUACCUCCUAAACUUAAUCUACAUUUACCAUAAGCAGUGUGUCCUGUUGUGAAUGUUUUUUUUUCUCCUCUGGGUUGAUAUCUGCCCCGUUUUUAUGUGUAUUGUCGUAUGUAUUGUGUUUCAGACGGUUAAAGUGUCUCAACAGUUCACACCAUUAAAACAAAUCUUAAUUUUCA
Triplophysa dalaica is the source of this 5441-nucleotide messenger RNA. RefSeq names its product 1-acylglycerol-3-phosphate O-acyltransferase 5 (lysophosphatidic acid acyltransferase, epsilon) (gene agpat5). The transcript is spliced from 8 exons. Bases 1103 to 2203 code for a protein of 366 amino acids. Gene Ontology annotation, molecular function: acyltransferase activity. The record is from RefSeq and is a predicted model, not a curated record. Gene Ontology annotation, cellular component: mitochondrion; endomembrane system. Lineage: Eukaryota; Metazoa; Chordata; Actinopteri; Cypriniformes; Nemacheilidae.